UGAGAUUGUAUGACACGAGAUUGGUGAGAUUUGCAUAAAAUCUAACGAUCUGCGUAGAAUGCCAGUAAGCGCCUAGCCUUGUAAGACCUAAUGAACGGCAUGGCGCUCGAUCGGGGUCUGAAUUGUUUUUUUAUCUGUGCAACGACGGAGCACGAUCAAGAAAUAUUAUAACGUGUCAAGCGCCUGCUCAUCUUCCAUUUUCCCAUGACCCGUUACUGUUCAUGUAUCUAGAUCAGCAUCAACUAGGUACUAUCUAACUACAAUCGCUAUGGUCGCAGCUAACUAUAGCCCUGAGUAUCUUGCUGAGUCUAGAGUGGCAUUAGUCAAUGUGUUCUUCUCAAUCCCUAUCCCUAUUGAGGUCUUAAGCACAGUUUUCAGGCUAUGGGUUAAGACAAGGUUGUCACCACAGCGCCGCCUAGCUUUCGAUGAUUACUUUAUAGUCUGGGCUACAAUAACCGCAGUCGCGGUGUGUAUUGCGGGUUUAAUUUGUGGAGUUUCUGGUGGUCUUGGACGCCAUAUGGAAGCUCUCCCUACAGAAGUCAUAGAAACUUUCCUCUUGGUCGACUAUAUUUUCAGCCAUUUCUACGACUUUGCCAUUGCCAGCACGAAGCUUUCGGUAUUAGCUCUAUACUACCGCAUCUUCGCCGCAACAAAAUUUCGCAUUUUAGUUAUUGCUACCGCCGUUUGUGUUGUCAUAUGGCUCAUAGUAAUGGAAAUCAUACUGGGACUAGGAUGUCAACCUGUCCAAGGCUGGUGGAAUGCCGGCGCUGCUGCAACGGCUACCUGCGUGGAUAAGUUGGCUUUCACAUAUUCCACCAAUAUCAUAAACUUGAUAUUUGAUAUGUGGAUCUUUACUAUGCCAAUACCCAUCAUUCUUGGUUUACAAGCCAGCAUGGAAAAGAAGAUAGGCCUUUGCUUCCUGUUUUCGAUGGGGUUGGGGACGUGUGCUAUCAGCGCUGCUCGUCUGUCAGUUGUCAUCUCAGUGAGAUCUAAAGAUAUUACAUGGAGCGAAGCUUCCUUAGGAAUACUGUCCGCAUGGGAACCUUGCGGCAAUAUCUUGUGCGCGAACUUGCCCCUAGUCUACAGGCCCUUAGCCCGAGGUAUCCAGCAGAUUCGGUCAACAAUGAAGAUCUCGCGGCCUCGCAGUCACGACCUUGGUGCGCGACCGUCUUCAUCAUACCACGACUGGACCCGGCUUAACAAUAGCACCCUUAGCAAUUAUGCUACGUCGAAAGUCACUGCGACUAGAGGUAACUCAACUGAACUAGUCAUGAUUGGACGUACUGGGAUCACGGUGGAACGGGAUUUUAAACAAGAGGUCCAUCAUGAAUAAACGAGCGAAAAUGUCUUUAUUAAUUAAGAACUUACGACAUAAAUAUUGCUGGAGAAAAUAAUAGGGUUAGAAGUUGAACUCGAGA
Molecule: messenger RNA, 1418 nt
Organism: Daldinia decipiens
Lineage: Eukaryota; Fungi; Ascomycota; Sordariomycetes; Xylariales; Hypoxylaceae
Exons: 5
Coding region: 269-1333 (354 amino acids)
Source: RefSeq, a predicted model, not a curated record